AUGUUCCGGGCGCGCCACGGAUCGCUACCGUCACUUCCGGGGGGACAGUGGGACGGAAGCCCACGAAACGGGAUUGGAUCCCCGACUCGAAUUCAAAAAAUGGUCGCGCGUGGCGAUGGGGGGUGUGCGACGGACGAGUGCGCUCGUUUCUUCGACGCGGACGAAAUUCCGUUGUCUACGACAUUGUCGGAAAUCGGCUCUCGAAUCUCCCGUUGGUGGACUCGUGUCGCGAAGUCCGACAUUCCUGCAUUCUUGCACGGCACGGCACUGUUGUUGUCCUCCCUUUCCUUCCUCUACCCAUUUUCGUCGUGCAUCACUCGUUAUUCCAAUAUUAUUCCAACGUUGACCAUGACGACGACAUCCCACCGUCCUUGGCUGUCGUCGGUGCGACUCGUCGACUGGGAAUGGCCGGUGCCGGAAGAGUCCACAAUCGCCCACGGAUUAUGCUCCACAUCCGAGUCGACCGAUUGUACCGUCGGUCGGUAUGCUCUGGCCCGUGGCUCGAGCGUGUACGGAUUCGUUUCGCAACAACAACAACCGCACACCACUACCAGCACAAGAAGCACCAACACAACAACAACCAGCACAAGCAGCACCAACACUACCACCGACGAUACGACAACCGUACCAUUCCUGACGCCGGCUUGGCAAGUCUCCUUAGGUUCCGAUCACGCCGUCGUCACGCAGGUAGUGACCAAUACUACCGGUACUAUUGUGGCCGUGGCCAUUGCGGGGGGUACCGUAGCCGUGCUCCGUGCCCUCGAUGGGGCCGUACUCGUCACGCGGUCCCUCCCCACACGGUCCGAUGUUCGGCUGUCCUUCGGGGUCCACGCCAACGGGCACGAUACCUUGUGCAUCGAAAUACUCACACGCGAUCGCGAUCCUACUUCCAAUACUACCACUCAUGGUGGUCAGCUCGUGGUCGUUUCGCACAUGGACGGAUCUACUCUGCCAACGCUCGCGUUGGAUGGACGAAUGGACGACGCCGACGUCACCACUACUACGACGAGCCUCGCACACGCCGUGGCUCGUUGGCGGAUUCAUACCCUCACGUUGCCCGACGAUCUACGGUCGGUACGGGAAUACCGAACCCGUGGCGAUCCCGAGACACCCCGUUUCGUGGGAAUGUACGCGCACGGUCGGGCUCUGGGGGUCUACCGCACAGUGUUGGUCCCCACUACGGCUCACGAGGCCGCCGAACUGGUGCCGGAAACUCCCGGGGCCGUGGACGAACACCCACACCGUAUUCUAGAUGCGGAACAAGGAUUGUCCGUGGCCUCACGUUCCUUCGGGAAACCCGGCCGCGACCAAGACUCGGACCCCUUCUUUUUCGUCGGCAGUUACUCGGGGACGGAAGCUUCUCGGGCGUCGGGCGUCUUUUGGUGGGAUCCGGAUAGUGUCCGGGUUGUCUGUCACUACAACAUGCGCCACGGUGGUCCCGUGCCGUUUCACAGUAAAGCAAGCGUCCCCAAUGUUCUGGAUCUGACCCCGAUCCAGGCGUAUUCCGACGACACUCUGGCCUUGGCCGUGGCCUACCGUACCUCGACCGGGGCCUGUCUUCAGGUCCUGCAAGUCUUGCUGGACGAAACCAUGGGAUUGACCGUACUCGCCAACCCACACGUCGUCUUUACCAUUCCCCUUGAAACGCGGGUGCCGUUGGCAGUGUUGUCGUUGUCCCCCACGCCACCGAAUUCACACCCACAACCGUUUGGAUUUUUCGUGCAAACCGCACUCGAAACGUCCCACCGCGGUACCGGCCGCUACCGAUUCUUUCUACCCGACGCCACGGCCGCCCGUGUGGGUCACGUCUGUCAAUUGCUGCAACGUGGAGAUUUGGAUGCCGCCGAAGCCGUGGUUGGGCAAUACAAUCUGGCCCAACUCGACCACGACAACGGCCACGUAUCCUUCCAUCCUUCCCAAAUUGCUCUGAAACGUCUCGCGUCACUACUGGAUCAUCACCCUUGGGUAGAGACGGAUGUCGCGCAACGAUGCUUGCACAAUUUGGCUCGCGGUGCCCGGACGGGAAACCGAUUCGGAGUACGGUCGUUGCUCCAAGCCGUGGAUCUGGUCCUAGAGUGUCCGGUCCGUGAUGCCCUGUUGGCCAUGAACACUGUCAUUGAUACCGUGGUGCAAACAACGUUUCCGGAAUCCACCCGCCAGUUACACACCGCGUUGGUCGCCAAGCAACGAGAGCUACAAGAUCGUCUCGACACGGUGCGCUAUUUAGAGACAGUCGAGUUGCCGUCGUCCCGGUCCGUCGCGAUCCGAUCCGCCCGGACUCCGUCCCACCUCUUUGCCACGUUGGUACGGGAAGGAUGUUACGGGAUGGCCGAGGCGUUGUGGUAUUCCCACUUGCGUUCCUCCUUAUCCGACGAGGUAUUGGUCGCGUCCGUGCUCAAUAUUACGCACGAGGUGGAUCCGUCCGCGUACAUUCCUCUGCUCCGGGACGUGGUGCUGCCGAGUCUCGCAAUCAAUCACGAGCUUCUGCCCACGUUACGGGCAUGGGCAUGUCGGACCGCGGACGCUUUGGACCACCACUGGUCGGAGGAAAAAGGCCUGGCAGCGGCCAUUCAACUAUUGGAAGUAGUGGAUCGAGGUACCAAGGAUCUGCAACUCCGGAUUCAUCAAUCGUUCGCGACAUACUCCCCGUUCGUGACGGGUCUGAACGAAAGUACCGGUAGGAAACUCACCCUGACGCGCCGGUCUCCGCGCGCCCGUGGCGGAGUUGGUAGCGAAGAGGUAUCGCACGAUUCACAAUCCAUGACUAGUGGCACUCUGUCGUCUCGGCAUACGAGUGGUGCGGAGGAACCGUCGUCCACCACGGCACCAACCCCGACAACGUUACCGGAAUCGUCGGUCCAGCGUACAGCGCCCACCGUGCUCAAGCUGGGUCAUCUCGAAAUCGGAGCCGUCAAGCGACGCCAACCCAAUACUUUGCUAGCGAUGGUUCACGGCGACGACGAUGAUGACUGCAUCUACGAAGGACAACGAACAGCACGUGGGCUUGGGUUUACACGAGAUGCGGCUACUCUACGGACCUUUGGCCCAAACGGAGGAGAAACCUUUUGUGCGCAACAGCUGGUACAGCUCUGCUCUCGCGGGUCGGAAAGUCACGACGUUCGAGCCAAGAAUCUUGCCGAGCAGGUCAAGCCUUUUUGCUCGCGGUUUGGUGUCGACUACGAUACGAUUGUGCUGCAAUGUUCGGAAUCGUUGUGUCGCGGCAAGCAUAUUGGUGAAGAUCAAAUACGGGAAGCCACAUCGAUCGCUUGCUGUUGCGAAUCUGUUUCCGUCAAGUGCCACGGAAUUCUUGCGGCUCUCCGUGCCGCGCUACUCUGUGGAUGCUCGGCAGAUUGGUUGACUCACAUUUCCAAAAACGCCGUUGCCUGGGCCUCGGCCGAUUCCAAGCUACAGUCGGAACUGAUUGAAGCCUCACGCCUUUUACUGAUUGACAGUAUCGUUCGGAAGUACUGUGGAUCCGGCGCCAAGGAUCUGUUCCGCGUUGACAACCCACGCCACGCGGUUCGACUAUUGGACUUUGUCACGAAGCACCUGGAUCGGGAAUCUGUCGUAGACGACAUCUCUUCUCUGUGUGACGCCUUUACGCAUUUGUCGCCGAAGCACGCCUUUGGCUCGCUGAUACAGCGGGCCUUGCUGCAGGACAAGGUUGACUUGGCGGCGGCGGUGCUGGCGCAACUAUGGGACCGCAACCCGUCUCUGGCAGAAAGCACGCUAGCUAGUACAGUUUCUUUUGCGGAAGAAAUUCUGCACGAAAGUAGUGCCUUCGACCGGAACCCAGUACAAGUGUUGAACCACGAGACAGAGCUCGUGAAGCAGAACGCGAGACGCAUGGCCAUAGGUAUCAGUGCACUCAUCCAGUCCGUCAUGGAGCACACGGUCCGGCUGAAUUCGGAAAAUGCCGCAGAGAUUGAUUGUUGGACAGUUUUGGGUUCUCUUCCUAUUUUGAAAGCUUCCGUGGAACGCAUCUGCUCACUCCAGUCAGAGAGUGGCGUGUACACAUGCCUGGAUCAUUGGACUUGUACAUCGCAGAUUGUUUCGAUCGCAAGCGAUCUGGUGUUGGCCGCCACGGAGGACCAUCUGGAGUGCGAGGAAGCUGUGUUGCGGCCUUUGAUCAAGAAAGCGAGGCGCGGGGUCUCUCUUUUAGAAUCGUCGUCGACAGUAUGGGGAAAGGAACUGUGGUCCGUUGCCGCGAGACAGGUAUUGGUAAGGAGCAUCCGUGAGAACCCGAAGGAGAAAACCUUGAUUUUGCUCCAAACGGCAGACUUGGACGCCCCAUUCCACAGUCCAAUUUCCACGUAUACACAGUUAACGACUGUGGUGGAGUUGUGUCGGCGAGGUCAGAAAAGUGUGCCCGUGGAAGGAAUGAAAUUGGUCACAGUGGCAGAUUCACUCCUACGGAACCAAGUCCUCCCAAUGUGCGGAGCGCAGCUCCUGCCAGUUGUUGUUUCUUUGCGAUGCUUCCUGGAUACAGCUAUACACGUGUUCCUUCAGGCGGACGAAGGCGUCGGUGAACAGAUCGAACAAAUGCAAUGUGACUUGAAAAGCGAGAUUCUUAGACGCGGAGUGGACUCGUCUAUCAAGCACAGUCGGCCUCUGCUCGCACAAUUGCCUAGUCCGAAAUUUCAUCCUUCUUGGUACGUAGGUGAUGGUCUUUUGCUUCCCCCCCAGGAAGCGCUAGAUGUCAGUAUGGACUUUUGCCUUCAAGGAGUCCGGAAUGACUGUUUCCUAUCGGACAGAGCAUUGAAAAUUCAUCGAUUUCUGGGUGAAAGAGGCGCCCACUUUCUCAGUCUUCGGAUUUUGUGCUGGUCAUCCGUGGUUCAGUCUUGCUACCGGGGACCUCCUUUAGCCAGCGGGAUAGAAGCCACGGCUGAAAACAAUUGUUAUUGCGCAGUUCGUGACACAAUGAAUUUUCUGGCCGAACGAAGUCUUGGGGGUUCCUCAUCGGGAAUUACGAGUGGAUCUGUCGAUUCCGAGCUAGCGGUGACGUUUCUUCUCAGUCUUCCUAUGAAAUCUGCAUUCAACGUCUACAAAUCAGCACUUCCCUCGGGAAUCAAAACAAGAGCAUUUGAUCGUGUUCUGAGUCUUGCUAAUGUCGGCAGAGUCGCUUGCACCGAAGGAACACCUGUCGACUUCCAGGCAUUUUCUGCCGUCGGGUGGGCCAAGCAAACAGCGUUUGCUCGCCAAUGCGAACGUCUUGCUCUGAAGGCCUCGUGGUGGAAAAUCCUGGAAGGCUUUGGUAUUGAGUUUGACCCGCAGCGUUUCGAUGUCGGAGAAACCCACAUUGCGGGCACCGGUACAGCCUCAAGCGACCUUGCUCGAUGCGACCCGACGUAUACCAUUUCUAUAUUAGAGGCCCUCCUUUGGAAGACAUCAAAGAUCCUAGAGAGUCCUAUCGUUCUUCGAUUAUGCGGUCGUUUUGCCGCAUCUUUUGACUUACCUCGUGUGCUAGUCCUUCAGAAGCAUGUCGAAUACCUCCUAUCUGCCCAAAUUACAAAGGCAAAAAGCGGCCAUUGUGUCGGAAUCGAUCGUGACCCACGGUCUGAUCUACACCAAUGUAGACGGAUUGCUCAGGCUUCGCUACUGGAAAUAGAACCUCCAGUAAGGCGAUGCGAGAUCGUUCGCCGCUGUAUUUUGGCAUUACAAGACUCGUCGACGUCAGAAACAGACUAUGAACGCUAUUCAAUGCUCUUUUCCUUAUACCAUGACUCAUUGACAUUUGUUUUAGACAAUGAUACCGCGGUACAAGGACUCAGCCUUAAUCAGCUUGAAGACGAACUUGAAAGUGUCGACCGGCGACGGGACGCGCUCGCCAUUCUUUCUGACUUUUUCCAAGGGCCUAGACUUAUCAAAAGACCCGGUCUUUCCAACUUCUUUCCUCCUCUCCGGUCUCUCUCUCUCAAUGCAAAGCCCCUUCCCUCGUUGAACAAGUGCAGUAUGUUUGGAACUUCGACCGUUUCUGGUGAACAUUUUGAUCCUUUACAUUGUUUGGAUAAAUUGCUUUCGGAAUCACAAGAAAAUGUUACCGCCCUGGCUCCGCUUUGCUUGCCCCUUGGCUUGCCCCAAGGGUACAUCCAUGCACGUUCACUCGUUGUUCGUUUUAAAGCCGCAGCAAACCGAGAGAGUGCAUACCCCUCUCUUGAGAAUGAUGUAGUUCCUGUUCUCAAUCGCUUGCGGUCACACACGGACAAAUACACACUUGCCGAUUGGUGUGCCUCGUAUUUCACGAACAAUGACACCGAUAAUGAAAACCUCGCGUGUAUCGAUCUCGCCUUACAAUCUGCUAUAGAGGCUUCGAAUGAGGCCGAACGCCGAAUGCAACACAGCAACGGAGAUGACAAGGAGAUAAUGAUGCUGGAACAAUUUGCCCUUGAGAAAUUGAGAACAAUUUCUCUGAAGAGAGACGCUCUUACAGACCGAUUGAAAGUAAAAGCAAUCCUGACCACUUGCAACGGGUCUCAUCGAGACUCUGUGUCUAGGUUGUCAUGCAGUCUUGCUCAACUUUUAGAUGCCGAAACGAAAAGCAAUCCGAAUAUGAUGCCAGAAGAUAUAGUGGAUUUUCUUUUGCGGUCCGGAUCCCGUCUUACUGCCUUGGCAUCUCUAGAUGACAAGGUGGCCUGCACAACGGAGCAAUUCCGACAAUUUUCUCUGAAAGUAAAAGAUGCUUGUUCAUCGAUUGCCGAGCGCUACUCCCAUAUCCAACCCGAUGAACACUGUAAACAGCUCGCGAGGAGAUGGCUUCUCUUUGGUGAAAAGGAUCACAGCUUGAUCGGAUUCCAGAGCGUCGCUACUAUGUCUGGUGCACGGAGUACUGACGUUUCAAAUGAAAAGGCAAAGGACGACGAUGAAUCGGAAUUCAUAAUGGAUAUUGCCGAUCUACAAGCCAAAGACGACUGGGAUGACGGGAUAGCUUUGCCUAAGCAACAUUCUCUUAACCAGUUCACGUCUGAAGAAGAACGCUCAUCAUUGUUACCUAUAUCAAUGCGGGAACUUUCAGAAGUGGGAAGCCAUCGGGCGUCUCUUCGCAUUGCGUUUGUCCUCGUUGUUGCUGAUGAAUACAAGAGCCUUGGAGCAAGAGCUGUUGAGAUAGUGGACGAAAAUGCUGGCUCCGGGGCAUUAAAUUUGCAAAAGACCAAGGCAAAGGGCCGUCUUGGACUUUUGUCGCGUAUUGAGACUAAGCGCGAAUCAAGAAACGAGAGCAGCAUAAUUCAACUUUCUCGCGAACUUCUUCGAGUCGUAUUUGGGGCUUCUGAUUCUGCUAUUACUCUCUUUGGUGCCAAUAGCUCGUUCGACGGAGGCGUUGCACUCAACGAGCAAUCUACAACCCCAAAGUCGAUAACUUUCGCGAUGCGUCACAGAGCUUUAAGAGCAGCUGCUAUCUUGUGUCCCCAAGAAAUAUUGGAGCGUGUCAUUAACGAAUCUGUUAUGUCGGAAUUCGCAUCUAAAUCCGCAUUAGCUAAGGAAUGCUUGCUCAAGGACUGUGCUUUCGGAUCAUACGUCGCUAAGGAGAUCGAAGAGAUGGGGUUAUCACUUCCUCAUUCAGACCUGAGACAAUUGAGCACUAUGCACUUUUUAUCUUAUGCGCGGUCGCUUUGGCGCCACCACCGUGGCGGAGAGAUGAAGGGGUACAAAGGGCGACUUUUACUGCUUCUCUUGGAAAUGUGUCUCAAAGCAGAAAGUACUGACAACGCUUUUGUGACGAUGCUUUUAAACGAAAUGAACCGACUGCAGCUGCCACGCACGUUGCUACACGCUCUGGAACUUACUUCAAAUUACAAUGGAGCUGGCGACGAGCUUCCAUUCGUUCAAGAUCCUUCGUUUCUUGCAGCUCUUUCGUCAUUGAUUGGUGCCAUGAGCAGCGAACUGCAACCGAAGGAAUGCACACUCAUUCCUGAUGCUUAUCAUUUCGAAGAGGUGGUGGAGAGCUUAUCCCGUCUCGGUUGUAUCGUGCGAUUAGUAAGCUGGACCACGAGUGGAAAUGAUAGCCUUACUCACUUUACGAACCUUGCCGCCAGCGCAUCUUCUCAGGCUUGCUUUGAGCCUAUAAGCAAGGACAUACGCAGGAUUGUCGAAAGCACCUCCCACCAAAUGAAUGCGAAAAAUCUCGGAGUGUCGUUGCAAGUUGGCACAAGGUUUGCUGGAUGGAUUGGGACCAGUCAUUUACUGUCAGAUUGCUAAAGAAAACUGUUGAAUAUACCGUAUGCAGAUAAGCCGCUACAAUUAGACAAUCCUCUGUCUCCUGUAGUU
Molecule: messenger RNA, 8262 nt
Organism: Phaeodactylum tricornutum CCAP 1055/1
Lineage: Eukaryota; Bacillariophyta; Bacillariophyceae; Surirellales; Neidiaceae
Exons: 4
Coding region: 1-8193 (2730 amino acids)
Biological process (GO): protein localization to kinetochore involved in kinetochore assembly; mitotic spindle assembly checkpoint signaling; mitotic sister chromatid segregation
Cellular component (GO): kinetochore microtubule; RZZ complex; cytoplasm
Molecular function (GO): small GTPase binding
Source: RefSeq, a predicted model, not a curated record